UUGUUUUAUUUUGAAGUAUAACAGGAUAUGUCUUGUAUAAAAUGCGUGCGCCUUGACCUGCUGCAGCCACAAAGUCAAAUUUCACCUGCUGACGGCAACAUUUACAGAACAGAACCACGUGAGAACAAGAAGUGGUCAGAAUUAUUAGUAUUGUGUUUUAAUCUAAAUUGAAUUUAUAUUAAAAAGAAUUCAGCACUUCGUGAGGCGGACAGAUGAUUUAUAAGAGGAAGAGGAGGAUGUGACGGCUGAAAACUUCACCAAAACGAUGAUUUUAUCCCAACCAGCACCAUGGCUUUAAAUCUCUAAAUAUAUAUUUUGCCUUUUUGUACCAUGAAGAAGAGAUGGAUUCUUCGGAAGUUGCCUCUGCUGGUUUUCACUCUCUUCGUCAUCCUUUACGUGGAUUUCCACUUGCGCACGGGCGGCCUGGUUCCGUCACGCGCCCCGGACGGAGACGCACCGAAGCCGGCCAGCAGCGGGGCCGCGCGCCACCGGGUGCCUGAGGGCGCACACGUCACACGGUCCAGGCUGAAGCUCGAGGACAUCUUCAUCGCCGUGAAGACCACCGGAAAGUUCCACAGGACGCGCCUGGCGCUCCUUUUGGAGACAUGGAUCUCCAGGACCAAGACGCACACGUUCAUUUUCACAGACGUGGAGGAUGAUGACUUGAGCUCAGCGGGUUAUAACAUGGUCGUAACAGGCUGCCAGUCAGACCACAGUCAGCAGGCUCUGUCCUGCAAGAUGUCGGCCGAGUACGACAGCUUCAUGACCUCAGACAAGAGAUGGUUUUGUCAUGUAGAUGACGACAACUAUGUGAAUCCGGACGCUCUCGUCUCCCUGCUCUCAGCUUUCCCCCAGGACGGCGACAUCUACGUAGGCAAACCGAGCCUGGACAAACCCAUCACUGCUCACGAACUGAUGGAGGGCAACUCAACGAGGGUAGUACGGUUCUGGUUUGCUACAGGAGGAGCUGGAUUCUGUCUGAGUCGGCGGCUGGCUGAGAAGAUGGCUCCCUGGGCUCAGGGCUCUCGCUUUGAGCAGACAUCAGCAAAGAUUCGCCUGCCUGAUGACUGCACAGUGGGCUUCAUCGUGGAGAAGAGACUGGGAAUCUCCAUGGUUCAUUGUCCUUUAUUCCACUCUCACCUGGAAAACCUGCUGCUGAUCAGCCAGAGAAACCUCCCGUACCAGGUGACUCUAAGCUACGGGAUCUUUGAGAACAAGAUGAACAGCAUUGAGGUGAAAGGAAGCUUCUCCACAGAAGACGACCCAUCCAGGUUUAAGACGGUCCACUGCAUGCUGUACCCCUUCACUAGCUGGUGCCCCUGAACUCUGAUGCCUGCAAGCCUCAGAGGACACAGACUGCUACUGCAUGAGAAAUGUCUGCUGGGAGAAACCUGAUGGCUGUUCAUGAUACCAGACACUUCCUGGAAUCUGACAGAAGAGUUUUAAACAAGCAAAAAAGUGUAUAAACAUCCUCAGAUGACAGACGACUCCAAAGUAUGUGUCC
This is a messenger RNA of Thalassophryne amazonica, 1504 nucleotides long. RefSeq names its product MFNG O-fucosylpeptide 3-beta-N-acetylglucosaminyltransferase (gene mfng). Gene Ontology annotation, biological process: regulation of Notch signaling pathway. The record is from RefSeq and is a predicted model, not a curated record. Bases 331 to 1323 code for a protein of 330 amino acids. Gene Ontology annotation, molecular function: O-fucosylpeptide 3-beta-N-acetylglucosaminyltransferase activity. Gene Ontology annotation, cellular component: membrane. The transcript is spliced from 8 exons. Lineage: Eukaryota; Metazoa; Chordata; Actinopteri; Batrachoidiformes; Batrachoididae.